Molecule: messenger RNA, 1789 nt
Organism: Tupaia belangeri chinensis (Chinese tree shrew)
Lineage: Eukaryota; Metazoa; Chordata; Mammalia; Scandentia; Tupaiidae
Gene: RGMA
Product: repulsive guidance molecule BMP co-receptor a
Exons: 4
Coding region: 157-1458 (433 amino acids)
Biological process (GO): BMP signaling pathway
Cellular component (GO): plasma membrane
Molecular function (GO): coreceptor activity
Source: RefSeq, a predicted model, not a curated record
AGGGGGGGCGCGCCGGGCGCCCGCGGCCAAGGUGGACCGAGCCUCCCGGCUCGCUGCUCCAGCGCAGCUGCCGUGUCUCCGCAGCGUGAUUUAUUUUUUUUUCUUCUAAACUCUUCUUCCAGGGAGAGGCUAGUGGUAACAGGCCGAGCUGGAUGGAUGGGUAUGGGGAGAAGGGCAGGACGUUCAGCCCUGGGAUUCUGGCCGACCCUCGCCUUCCUCCUCUGCAGCUUCCCCGCAGCCACCUCCCCGUGCAAGAUCCUCAAGUGCAACUCUGAGUUCUGGAGCGCCACGUCGGGCAGCCACGCCCUGGCCUCGGACGACGCCCCCGAGUUCUGCGCCGCGCUACGCACCUACGCCCUGUGCACGCGGCGGACGGCCCGUACCUGCCGGGGCGACCUGGCCUACCACUCGGCCGUCCAUGGCAUAGAGGACCUUAUGAGCCAGCACAACUGCUCCAAGGACGGCCCCACCUCGCAGCCGCGCCUACGCACACUCCCGCCGGCCGGGGACAGCCAGGAGCGCUCGGACAGCCCCGAGAUCUGUCACUAUGAGAAGAGCUUUCACAAGCACUCGGCCGCCCCCAACUACACGCACUGCGGCCUUUUUGGGGACCCGCACCUCAGGACUUUCACAGACCGCUUCCAGACCUGUAAGGUGCAGGGCGCCUGGCCCCUCAUCGACAACAAUUACCUGAACGUGCAGGUCACCAACACACCUGUACUACCUGGCUCGGCGGCCACCGCCACCAGCAAGCUCACCAUCAUCUUCAAGAACUUCCAGGAGUGUGUGGACCAGAAGGUGUACCAGGCGGAGAUGGACGAGCUGCCGGCCGCCUUCGCCGACGGCUCCAAGAACGGCGGGGACAAGCACGGGGCCAACAGCCUGAAGAUCACCGAGAAGGUGUCGGGCCAGCACGUGGAGAUCCAGGCCAAGUACAUCGGCACCACCAUCGUGGUGCGCCAGGUGGGCCGCUACCUGACCUUCGCGGUGCGCAUGCCCGAGGAGGUGGUCAACGCUGUGGAGGACCGGGACAGCCAGGGCCUCUACCUCUGCCUGCGAGGCUGUCCCCUCAACCAGCAGAUCGACUUCCAGGCCUUCCAUGCCAACGCCGAGGGCCCCAGUGCCCGCAGGCCGGCGGCCACCAGCCCCGCACCCGCGGCCCCGGAGACCUUCCCGUACGAGACGGCCGUGGCCAAGUGUAAGGAGAAGCUGCCCGUGGAGGACCUGUACUACCAGGCCUGCGUCUUCGACCUGCUCACCACGGGCGACGUGAACUUCACGCUGGCCGCCUACUACGCGCUGGAGGACGUCAAGAUGCUGCACUCCAACAAAGACAAGCUGCAUCUGUACGAGAGGACUCGGGAGCUGCCGGGCGGGGUGGCCACUGCGGGGCUGUCCCCGGCACCCCGGCCCCUGCUCAGCACCCUCCUCCUCGCCCUGCUCCUUGCAUUCUGGUAGACAUUUGUCAGGCAGGGUGUCCGGGGAGGCGUGAGUUCUGUCCCGCAGCCUGUGGCUUCUUCUUUGGGGGGUCAGGGCGCGGGUAGACUGGUGCAUUCCCGGGUAGCCCAGAGGCCCAUGGGACGUCCCCUGGGAUGGCCUCCAAGGGCCGGGGUGGGGCGGCCGUCCCCUCUUGUAGUGCACGUGACAAGGUUGUGGUGACUGGUGUUGUGGUGUCUGUGACAGUAGAGCUGUGUGUGAGGGAGAGCAGCUCCCCUCCGCCCCGCCCCUGCAGUGUGAAUGUGCAAAACAGCCCCUCAGGCCACAGCCCCCCACGCCCCCCACCAGACAC